Molecule: messenger RNA, 3634 nt
Organism: Homalodisca vitripennis (glassy-winged sharpshooter)
Lineage: Eukaryota; Metazoa; Arthropoda; Insecta; Hemiptera; Cicadellidae
Product: ankyrin-1-like
Exons: 17
Biological process (GO): GPI anchor biosynthetic process; calcium ion transmembrane transport
Cellular component (GO): glycosylphosphatidylinositol-N-acetylglucosaminyltransferase (GPI-GnT) complex; membrane
Molecular function (GO): protein binding; calcium channel activity
Source: RefSeq, a predicted model, not a curated record
AAUGGUGCAAGGAGCAUCCACACGGCGGCCAGGUAUGGACAUGUCGGCAUUAUCAACACCCUGUUACAGAAGGGCGAGAAGGUCGACGUCACGACCAGUGAUAACUACACUCCCCUGCACAUAGCGGUAGAGUCUUGUAAACCGGCGGUGGUGGAAACUCUUCUGGGCUACGGAGCAGAUGUUCAUGUCAGAGGAGGCAAGAACAAAGAAACGCCACUGCACAUAGCAGCGAGGGUGAAGGACGGAGAGAAGUGUGCGCUGAUGCUGCUGAAGUCUGGAGCGGGCCCGAACCUGACUACGGAUGACAAGCAGACUCCUGUACACGUGGCUGCUAGCAACGGUAACCUGGCAACACUGCUGCUGCUGCUGGAAGAUGGUGGUGACCCCAUGUUCCAGUCUAAGAAAGGGGAGACGCCGCUACAUCUGGCAUGUGCCAACUGUCACGCAGACGAGGUUCGGCACCUGCUGUCCUUCGUCAAGUCUCACCAUGGUCCCGAGAUGAGCUCGCAGUUCGUCAACUCAGUGAACGAGGACGGAGCGACAGCUCUGCACUACGCGGGCCAGAUCACGAAGACCGAGAUAGCGCUUAGAGACAACCCCACAGAGGACAAAGAGGUCGUGAGGCUUCUGUUGGAGGCUCAAGCUGACGUUAACAUACAAACGCACAAGAUGAUGGAGUCGGUGUUCCACUACAUCGCAGUGACGGGGAAUAACGAUACACUGCUGGAGAUGCUCGCCCAUAUGAACGCGACCGAAGCGCAGAAGGCGCUGAACCGCCAGAACGCGGUGGGCUGGACACCUCUGCUCAUCGCUUGCCACCAAGGGCACAUGGAGAUGGUCACAACCCUCCUGGCCAACCACGCCAGGGUGGAUGUCUUUGACAACGAGGGCAGAUCUGCUCUGCAUCUAGCUGCUGAUCAGGGAUACCUUCAGGUGUGUGAUGCCUUAUUGACGAACAAAGCGUUUAUUAACAGCAAGUCGAGGGUUGGUAAGACAGCGUUACAUCUGGCGGCUACCAAGGGAUUUGCUAAUCUUUGCAAGUUCCUUAUCCAAGAUCACAACGCUACCAUCGAUGUGCUGACCCUGAGGAAGCAGACUCCUCUGCACCUCGCGGCGGCAGCAGGUCAGCUGGAGGUUUGUCGUCUGCUGCUGGAGCUGGGGGCCAGCAUUGACGCCACGGAUGACCAAGGACAGAAGCCCAUUCAUGCGGCUGCGCAGAACAAUUUCCCGGAAGUCGCCCAACUCUUCCUGCAACAACACCCCAGCUUGGUCAUGGCUUGUACCAAGGACGGCAACACCUGUGCGCACAUAGCAGCGAUGCAAGGCUCGGUGAGGGUGAUCGAGGAGCUGAUGAAGUUUGACCGCACGGGAGUGAUCUCUGCCCGUAACAGGGUGACAGAGGCCACCCCACUCCAGCUGGCCGCGGAGGGUGGACAUGCAGACGUGGUCAAAGUCUUGGUGCGGGCAGGUGCCUCGUGCACUGAUGAGAACAAGGCUGGGUUCACAGCCGUCCAUCUCGCAGCCCAAAACGGCCACGGGCAGGUGUUGGAAGUCAUGAAGUCUUCCCAGUCCCUCAGGGUGUCCAGCAAGAAGUUGGGAGUCACAGCUUUGCAUGUCGCUGCAUACUUUGGACAGGCUGACACAGUGCGGGAACUGCUGGCCAGUGUCCCCGCCACUGUCAAGUCUGACCCACCGACAGGAGCCAGCCUGGUGGGAGAGCUGGGUAACGAGUCCGGCAUGACAUCUCUGCACUUUGCCGCUUACUCGGGGAACGAGAACGUGGUGCGGUUACUGCUUAACUCCGUUGGAGUUCAGGUCGACGCUGCGACUUCAGAGAAUGGUUAUAACCCACUUCACCUGGCGUGUUUCGGUGGACACAUCACUGUAGUGGGCCUGCUGCUGAGUAGAUCAGCUGACCUGCUACACAGUCCUGACCGUCACGGGAAGACUGGGCUACACAUCGCUGCCACCCACGGUCACUAUCAGAUGGUUGAGGUGCUGCUCGGGCAAGGCGCAGAGAUCAAUGCCACUGACAAGAAUGGCUGGACUCCUCUGCAUUGCGCCGCGAGGGCUGGCUGUUUCGAUGUAGUGCGUCUUCUCGUGGAGUCUGGUGCCUCUCCCAAGUCUGAAACCAACUACGGAUCAGCGCCCAUCUGGUUUGCGGCCCAGGAAGGUCACAAUGAUGUCCUUGAGUAUCUCCUGACCAAAGAGCAUGACACGUAUAACCUUAUGGAAGAUCGGAGGUUUGUCUACAACCUGAUGGUCUGCAGCAAGAAAAACAAUGACAAGCCAAUGCAAGAGUUCAUUCUUGUUUCACCAGCUCCAGUCGAUACAGCCGCCAAGCUCUCUAGUAUCUACAUGAAUCUGUCUAACAAGGAGAAAGAGAGAGCGAAAGACUUGAUAUCGGCAGGUCAGUUCUGUGAAGGAAUGGCGACUGAACUGCUAGCACUGGCAGCAGGAGUAGACUCCGCGGGUAGGAUUCUGACGGCGACAGACCGACGGAAUAUGGAGUUCCUCGACGUACUCAUAGAGAAUGAGCAAAAAGAAGUGAUUGCUCACACUGUGGUACAACGAUACCUACAGGAACUGUGGCAAGGCAGCCUGGGUUGGGCAGCAUGGAAGACCAUGCUGUUAUUCAUCACCUUCAUCAUAUGUCCUCCGGUCUGGAUUUACUUCACGCUCUCUCUCGGCCACAAGUACAACAAGAUCCCCAUCAUCAAGUUCAUGUCGUACUUGACGUCCCAUGUGCACCUCAUGAUCCUGCUGAUGUUGGUGGGCAUCACGCCGAUCUACCAGGUGGUCCGACCCACCCUCAACCCGUACUGGUACGAGUGGACUCUCCUGGUUUGGCUCUCCGGACUGCUGCUGUCCGAACUGACAAACCCGAGUGAUAAGAGUGGCCUCGGCUGGAUUAAACUGACAGUGUUACUUUUCGGAAUAUUCGGAGUGGCUUUGCACUUACUGGGUUACCUAAUAGAAAGGCUAUACUGGCCCACGCUGAUGUACCUCAGGAACCAAUUGUUUGCCGUUUCGUUUCUACUCGCUUGUGUACAGAUUCUAGACUUCUUAUCGUUCCAUUAUCUGUUCGGACCCUGGGCCAUCAUCAUCGGUAAUCUGAUGAAGGACCUGGCCCGGUUUCUGGCUGUGCUCGGGAUAUUUAUUUUCGGUUUCGCGAUGCACAUUGUCGCCCUCAACCAACCCUUCAAGAACCAAACGCCGGAAGAGAUUCGGGCGGGGCAACACAACCAUAAGUACGUCCCUCCCACUUAUGGGAUCUUCGCUGAGGUAAGGUUAAAUCCAAUGUCAGCACUGGAGUUCUUGUUCUUCGCGGUUUUUGGCCAGACAACCCCGGACAACCUCAAAGUCAAGGACACCUCACAGCCUGAGUGGACUCUGUACCUUUUCAAGUUUGUGUUCGGGAUCUACAUGUUGGUCUCGGUGGUAGUGCUCAUCAAUCUGCUCAUCGCUAUGAUGAGCGAUACCUAUCAGAGGAUACAGGCCCAGUCAGAUAUUGAGUGGAAGUAUGGUCUGGCAAAGCUAAUCAGAAACAUGCACAGAACCACUACCACACCUUCCCCCAUCAACCUCAUCACCAACGUGCUCAUGUACCUGCUCAGGAUAUGUAAACACAAGA